CAGUCAUCAGAUUUAUUACCUACUCUCUUACAAAAUAAUCUUUACACAUAUAUCUAUUAUAAAAUUAACUUUCUGUAUUUUAUGUCCCUUCCUUUCUUGAAUAUUAAAAAAAAAAGACUAAACAAUUGUUAAUUAAAGAAAAGAAAAGAAAAGAAAACCCAAUAGUGUUUUAUUAGUUAUGACAAGGACCCAGGAACUAGCGAAUUAAUAAUACAGAUGUGUAAGAAAAACCCAAACCAAAAAGCACUCACACACACUGUGCAGUCUCAGUGUUUCACUCUCUCAUUUCUCCAUUCUCUGUUUCUAUUUCACACUCACAACUACUAUAAGAGCCCAAAAGCAAGGCGCCAUCAUCCCCAUUCCUCACAACCACCGCAGAAAGCGCGCCACGCCAUACCUCGGGAAUCCACCGAGGGGUUUCUUGUUCUUUGUCUUUCUGGGUUGUGGGUCUGAGCGACCCAAUUGUUAUAGAUGGGUUGUGCGGCCUCGAAGCUCGACAAUGAAGAUACGGUGAGGCGGUGUAAGGACCGGCGCCGCCUCAUGAAAGAAGCAGUCCACGCUCGCCACCACUUGGCUGCUGCUCACGCCGACUACUGCCGCUCCCUCCGCGUCACCGGCUCCGCACUCACUUCCUUCGCCUCCUAUGAACCUCUGGCCGUCUCUGACCAGACCCCCGCUGUCUUCCUCCACCCUCCGCCGCAGCUGUACCAGAAACAUCCGCCGCCUCCCUCCGAAAAACCCAUCUCCCCACGUGUUCUGUCUCCCUCCCCGUCGCUCCACCAACCUCCUCCUCCGCCAUUUUCUCCGUUUCCGGUUCAUUCUCCCACUAUAGCCAGCUCAAAGCUACCCCACAUACUUUCUUCUUCGUCUCUCGCCUCUUCGGUUCCUCCUUCCCGGAGCCACAACCUCCAGCGCCGCCGUAAACAGCAACAGCCGAAGCUUCCCCACAUUCUCUCGGAAUCGAGUCCGUCGUCUUCCCCUCAGAGCCAGAAGUCCAAUUUUACUACUGGGUUUCCCACUGCUUUCCAGGCCAACUCGACCUAUACCAGUACUCCAUCUCAGGCAUCAUCGAUUUGGAACUGGGAAAACUUUUACCCUCCUUCACCGCCCGAUUCCGAAUUUUUCAAUCAGCGCAGGACCGAGACGAAGCAGUUCCCACAGGAGAAGCAAUCUAAUCACGACGACGACGAUGAAGGUGACUCCGAAAUAGAAAUGGAAACGGAGACAGAGACCGAAAGAUCGGAGUACGAUUUUUUCCAUCCGAAGGUUCAAGAAGAUCACCUUCAUCACCAGAAGCACGAUUUUACCGAGACAGAGAGGGAAGAGGUCCAGUGCAGCGAGUGGGGCGACCAUUACAGCACAACAAGCUCGUCUGAGGAUGAAGAUGACGAUAGGGAUUCGAGAUCCGAGAUGGGUGUGCACUCGAAUUUUGGAUCGUCGACUCGGGCGGAAUCGGUGAGUGCUGCAACUGCACCUGUUCAGCCUCCACAGCCACCCAAGUACGCGGCCAGUACCAGCAAGUCCGAGAGGAGGACGGAGAACUCGUCAGCCAACUACGGGGAGAUUUCGGACAUGAAAAUGGUUGUGAGGCACAAGGAUCUUAAGGAAAUCGUGGAGGCUAUUAAAGAGAAUUUUGAAAAAGCCGCGGCUGCCGGAGACCAGGUCUCGGAAAUGCUGGAGACUGGGAGGGCUCAGCUUGAUCGGAGCUUUAAGCAGCUUAAAAAGACCGUUUAUCACUCGAGCAGUGUACUUAGUACGUUGAGCUCUAGCUGGACCUCAAAACCGCCCCUGGCUGUUAGGUACAGGCUCGACGCCACUUCACUCGAACAGCAGGGCGGUCCAAAGAGCCUUUGCUCCACUUUGGACCGCCUCUUGGCUUGGGAAAAGAAGCUUUACGAGGAAGUGAAGGCAAGAGAAACUGUCAAGAUAGAACAUGAAAAGAAGUUGUCACUGCUACAAAGUCAAGAGUACAAAGGAGAAGAUGAAAUUAAGCUAGACAAGACCAAAACUUCCUUAAAGAAGCUGCAAUCACUCAUUAUAGUCACCUCUCAGGCCGUUUCUACAACCUCAACUGCCAUCAUUGGUCUCAGAGACACUGACCUAGUUCCUCAGCUCGUUGAACUCUGUCACGGGUUUAUGUAUAUGUGGAGAUCAAUGCACCAGUACCAUGAAAUUCAAAAUAAUAUUGUGCAACAAGUUCGUGGUCUUGUGAACAGAACGUCAAAGGGUGAAUCAACUUCUGAGCUACACCGGCAGGCAACUCGUGACCUUGAAUCAGCUGUCUCUUCAUGGCAUUCCAGUUUUUGCCGCUUGAUAAAGUUCCAACGGGACUUUGUUAGGUCACUGCAUGGAUGGUUCAAGCUCACUCUUACUCCUGUUGACAAUGACAAUGUCAAUGGCAACAGAGAGCCCUCCGAUGUGUAUGUCUUUUGUGAUGAGUGGAAGCUUGCACUUGAUCGUGUUCCAGACACAGUGGCAUCUGAGGCCAUCAAGAGCUUUAUCAAUGUUGUCCAUGUGAUAUCUGCUAAGCAAAGUGAAGAGCUUAAGGUAAAAAAGCGCACUGAAAGUGCAUCAAAGGAGCUCGAGAAGAAGGCAUCAUCUAUCCGAAACUUAGAGAGGAAAUUCUACCAGUCGUACUCCAUGGUUGGUAUUGGGAUGCCCGAAUCUGGGUCUGGGGCAGAAGGCGGAUUAGCCUUGGAUGCUCGGGACCCGCUCGCUGAGAAAAAGACAGAACUUGCAGCUUGCCAGAGACGAGUGCAAGAUGAAAUGAUGAGGCAUUCCAAGGCAGCUGAGGUAACAAGGGCCAUGACGCUAAACAAUCUUCAAACGGGUUUGCCAGGAGUGUUUCAAGCAUUGACUAGCUUUUCUUCCUUAUUUACAGAGGCACUUGAGUCUGUUUGUACUCGAUCCUAUUCAAUCAAAUAGGUUAAAAGUACAUAAUUUUUUUGCCCACUUAUAUUUUUGAAGCAAGUUAAUAUCUCUUAAGAACUGAGAUUAUUUUUUCUAUUUUUUUUUUAAAAUUUGGUGGGUAACAUCAAAUAGGCCCUUUGCUUUCGAGGGAGUUUAACUUUUGUCAAUUUGUAAAUAUCUGGAUUACUUUUGUGAUUUCGCAGUCCAUUCGAUUGGGAAAACAAAAUUUUAUGUAUAGGGAAAUCGCUUUACAUUGUUGUA
This is a messenger RNA of Cannabis sativa, 3171 nucleotides long. Its product is annotated as nitrate regulatory gene2 protein. Bases 472 to 2925 code for a protein of 817 amino acids. The transcript is spliced from 4 exons. NCBI's taxonomy places the organism in Eukaryota, Viridiplantae, Streptophyta, Magnoliopsida, Rosales, Cannabaceae. The record is from RefSeq and is a predicted model, not a curated record.